Messenger RNA from Danio rerio (zebrafish), 22461 nucleotides. The record is from RefSeq and is a predicted model, not a curated record. Lineage: Eukaryota; Metazoa; Chordata; Actinopteri; Cypriniformes; Danionidae.
GGAGGACAGUGUCCCGCUGAGAGAGACUGUGCUGCUUGAGGACCUCAGCCUCGUCCACUCCCAGGCUGUUGUCCAGACCAACAUCGUGGAGAUCAAACAGAUAGCAGAGAGGACCAUCAUCCACCCCUGUUUAGCACAGGAAGAGAAGGCCACAGUGGAGAAAGCUCAGAGCAGAUACAGAGAUGCUCAAUCAGUCCUCCAUCAGCAGCUGCUUCACAAUAGUCAGCAGUUGGAAUCUGAUUUUCCCAUCAGCCCCGGCAGCAGCAUCACCAGUAUCUCUUCCGACUCAUUGAGAAGUGAACUCCAGCAUCUACUGGCUCUUAAGGAUCAGACAGAGGCUCUGUGGUGUGACUUUGAGAUUCAGUUUUCCCAGAGUUCUCAGCACAUGGAGGAUGGCUGUAACAUGGAGCAGGAGAGACAUCAGCUCAUUCAACAGUGGAGGGAACAACAGAUAUGUGUUCAGGCCAGGGUGAAAUCCAUUGAAACUACAAUAGAGCUGCUGGAGUCAGUUGACAUUCAGAUCGCACUGAUUUCUGAUCAGCUCAAACAGAUCAGUCAGAAGCCUCUGAAUGUUAGAAACUUUGCUGUUGUUGAUGCCAGAAAUUUACAUGAAGAGCUAAAGUGUGUGGAUGAAAGUAUCAAGAAAGAGCUGUUUCUUCUUAACGAGAGAGAAAGUUUAGUAGGGGAUGGCACUGAUCUGAGUCACAUUGAGCUUCAAACUCAUCUUCCUCUUCAACAAACUCUCCACAACCGCACAAAAUGCCUGGAGCAGCAAAGACAUUGUGUGCAAAAGUCUGAGUCGGCUCUUGUGGCCCUCGAGAAGCUUCUUUCUCAUCUCCAGCAGCUGAACGAUGAAUUAAAUGCUCACAGGACGUCAGACCAAAGCUACAGUUCAGUGUCCUUCCAGAAAAGCCUUGAACAGGUCAGGGAAGAUUCGCUUCAGCUGGACACAAUGCUGGAUGAUGCUGGUCUAAGGAUCACACUGGAUGAUAAAGCAGGCAGCUGUGUUGAGAUGGUGUCAGCGCUGGAGGAGGGGUUCCAGGUCAGACUCGUUGAAGGACAGAGAGUGUCUGAUGGAGGGCGGAAGGGAAGAGAGAAGCAGGAGAAGAAGGAGGAGAGAGCGUUUGGGAGGAAGAGGAUGGGUCUGUUGGUCACAUUGAGGGAGGUGCUGGCAGCACUGGAGAGACAUGUGCUGAAGGAGCCCACACUUCCUGCUCUACAGCACAGAUUGCGCUUCCUGACAGACAUGGAGAGUAAACUGCAUGCACUCCGCUCAGAGAUUGAUGAUCUGCGAGAUGCGAACACAUCAGACACAAACCUCAGCGAGUUGCAGACGCAGUGGGAAACUGCACAUAGAUCAGUCACUGAAAGUCGUGAGCAGUGUGCUUCUCUGACCGAACUGCUGAAGAAGUUUCAGAGCUGUCGAAAUAAUUUGGGUGGCACUUUACAGAGAGCAGAGCAGACCAUUGGCGAUCAGGCCUCAUACAUGGGCAAAGACAACCUUCAGCUACUCAUCAGCAAGGUGAUAAGUAUAAAGUCAGAUCUCAGUGGUCUGGGAGAUGGGGUGGAGGAGUUCAGAUCUGUGUGCAGGCAGCUUCAGUCUCUGGUGAGAAGGGUCCUGGACUGUACAGACGCUCCAUUUGAAAGUGAAGCGGACACCCUCAUGGACCGCUGGCUGGAUGUGACUGAGAAGACAGACUGCUAUCUGGAUAACCUUCAGGCUGGCUUUUCUCUUUGGGAGAAGCUCCUCCUGUUGGCUGAAGAAGUGGAGGGCUGGAGUGCUCAAAAGCUCAUGACUCUUGCUCAGUCAAACCCCUUUCAGACAGAAGUGGAUGUUUCUGCUUUGCAGAAUGAGCUGAAGGUUCAAGAGGAGAACAUUAAUCAUUUCCAUCGUAGAUCUUCAGAGAUCCAGGAGCUUCUGCAGAGUCAAGAGUUUCCACUGGAGCUGCAGGUGAUUGAGAGCCAGCUGAGGAAGAAGGUGGCAGAGGUGAAGGAGCUCUUUUUUGAGACCAAAGAUGUGUUCAGACAGCUGGAAACAGCCAAAAUGCAGGUGGCAUCAGAGAUUGCAGAUCAUCUGUCCUCCCUACAGACUAUCACAGAUAAUCUGAACGCUCUGAACACAUCUGAAAGCACACAUGCCCUCAACUCCAUCCAGAGAUUAUCGGAGCAGCUGGAAGUGAAGGCUGAGCAGGCAGAUGCGUUACUGCAGCAGAUGGAUCUCCUUGCCAGCAUUGCAGGUCUGGAAAACCUGCAGACUCUUUCUGAAGCUGGUGCUCACCUUCAAGAAAGCAUUAGAAUUGCCAAAGAGCUUAAUAUAAAGAAGGGAGAACAAACAAUGAACCCAAACAAGCCUGUAACUUCUCAGCCUGUCGAAGAGUCUAAGCAUACCGAGGCCCAUAUUGAAAAAGUAGAAGAUACCACAGAGUUACAGACUGUAUGGGAUGAUAAAGCAGAUGAACAGUCACAGAGAAGCAAGGCAAAAGAUGCGGCUCUUGAGCAGAAGUACUUUAAAGAGGAUAUUCUUCUGUCUGAGGAUGAGAACUGGCGGGUCACACCUAAAGAGAGACUCACAUAUGCACAGUCCUUGUCUGAACCUGAAGUAAGAGAGGAUGACAGUAAAAUGACUUCUCCCUGUGGAAGCCCAAAGCCGAUCUUUACUAUAGUACUGGAUUCUGAUCUUAGCAAAUCCACCCAGAACCUGCCUGCACAAACUACCUCAGCUUGUUCAACUCAGUGGCAUACUGUUUCAGUGGUUCAUGAUAGGACCACAGAGAAAGCAGAUGAAAGUUUGACACUGGAGGCCAAACCAAGUGUUAGUGUAGCUGAAGAACAUGCUGUAUUAAGUACUUCUGAUGAAUCUCUUUAUAGUUUAUAUGCUAAUCUUUCUACAUCAGGUCCGCUUAAUGAAAACAAUCCCACUGAUGAUUCUGAGCCCACUUGUUCUGUUUCAGACCAGGAUUUUAAACCUAAAACUGAGAAGGGCUCAUCUACUAAAUCACUUGAGCAAAAGAUUUCACACACAUCGAUUUAUCAUGGAAGCUCUAAAACAGCAAAGAAAGUGUUUACCAUCAUCCUGGAUGCUGAUUCCCCAGAAUUAUCAUUAGUCCAAAGUCAGUCACUGUCGCAGAUGCAACGUUCAGGUACUGAAUUCUCAAGAACAGAUGAAUUCUCUCAUUCUAAUGUCAAAAAUCAACAGAGAAGUUCAUCUAGGACUGAGAAAGCUUUGAGAAAGGUUGCAGAAAAGGACAAUGUGAAAUCCAGUAGCUCUAAAACGCAGGAAGCUCUUCAACACAACAUCUCAGAGAUUAUGAAGACUGACAUUGAAAAAAAUGAAAAAGAGAAGCAAUAUGAAGUCAUGGACGUCCACAAAGGAGGAGACAGUGAACUAGGGUUUUUAGUACAUGAGCAGGAUGUCACAAUGUCUGAGAGUCGUGAUAAGGCUAAGAAAAUCCCAUCUGCAGUGCCCUUAAAUAAAGCAAAAACGCUUCAGAAACCUCAGAAUGUUGCUAAAGGUAGGAAAAAGAUCAAGAAAUCAGGAGAUGCAAAGAAAUCAGAUGGUUUCAGUGGUACAAAGCUUAAGACGUCUGAAUCUGAAUAUAAAAUGACAGCUGAUUCAGAAAGUCGUCAAACUUCUGAGAUCACAGUGCUGGCCACUAGAGAUACUUCACUGAAUGUGUCUUCAACUUGUAGUCAGUCAAAGAGUACAGAAGCCAAACUCACAGAAGCUGUGGACACCAAGACUUUAAAUCUGCAUACUGAAGCAAAGCAAAGACAUUUUGGUACUGUUGGGGUUGUUAAAUGUGCUUCUAUUGAAGCCACAGAAAUGAGUUUAGGAACAGGAGACAUUGUGCAGUCAAAACUCACAGAGAAAUCAAUGGCAACAGAAGCUUCACCAGUUAUGAGAGCUGAAUGUAUUACACAGAUUCCUGCUGCCAUUGUAGAUGUUAAUUCAACAACAUUGUUGUCAGACAGUCAUCAGUCACUGUUGCAGACACAACACACAGGUCUUAAAGACUCAAAAACAAAAGAAUUUGCCUAUAAAGAUGCCAAAACUCAACAGAGGAGCUCUGCUGGCACAGUGGAACCUGAAGAACAAGAGCCUGAAAGAUUGCUUUCAAAGAAAUACAAUGUGAAAUCACUUAGCUCUGUAUUACAGGAAGCUCUCCAGCCCAACACCUCUGAGAUCAUGGAGACUGACAUUGAAAAACGUGACAAAGAGAAGCAGCACAAAGUCACUGAUGCUGAAACAUCAAGUCAAAUAGGCGCCUGUGCUGAAGACAAUGAAUCAGGGAUCAAAACACUUAAGCAGGAUGUCACAAUGUCAGACAAACACACAUUUGCAGAACCCUCAAAUGAUGCAAACGCACUUCAAAAACCUCCAAAUGUUGCUAAAGGUAGGAAAAAGAUCAAGAAAUCAGUUGAUGCAGUGAAAAAAGACAAUAUCAGUAGUUUAAAGCUGAAGGCUUCCACAUCUGAACAUAAAACCAAAGCUGAGUUAGAAAGUCUUCAAACUUCUGAGAUGAAAGUACCGGACACUACAGAUACUUCACUGAAUGUGGCUUCAACCUGUAGUCAGUCAAAGAGGACUGAAGACAAACACACAGAAGCUGUGGGCACUGUGCAAGAAGAUGGGUUAAAUCUCCUGCAGACUGAGGCAAAGCAUGGUCUUUUUGGUACUGUUGCAGUUUCAGUUGUCGGAGGUGCUCCUAUUGAAGCCACAGACAUUGGUUUAGAAACAGCAGACAUUGUGCAGUCAAAACACACAGAGAAAUCAAUGGCAGCAGAUGCAUUACCAGUCAUGAGAGCUGAAGGUAUUACACAGAUUCCUGCUGUCGUUGUGAAUGUUAAAUCUCCAACGUUCAGUCAUCAGCCACUGUUGCAGACACAAUGUACAGAUUAUAAAGACACAAGAGCAGAUGUAUUUGCCCAUAAAGAUACCAAAACUCAACAGAGGAGCUCUGCUGGCACAGAGAAACCUGAAGAACAAGAGCAUGAAAGAUUUCUUUUAGAAAAGGACAUUGUGAAACCAAGUAGAUCUGAAAUACUGGAAGCUCUCCAGAUCAACACUUCUGAGAUCAUGGAGACUGACAUUGAAAAAGAGAAGCAGCAUGAAGUCAUUGAUACUGACACAUUAAGCCAAAUGUGCGCCUGUGCUGAAGAUAAUGAAUCAGGGAUUAAAACACUUAAGCAGAAUGUCACAAUGUCAGACAAAGACACAUUUGCAGAACCCUCAAAUGAAGCUAACACACUUCAGAAUCCUCCAAAUGUUGGUAAAGUUAAGAAAAAGAUCAAGAAAUCAGCUUGUGCAGAGAAAUCAGACAAUAUCAGCAGUAUAGAGACGCAGCAUAAAGUCACUGAUACUGAAACAUCAUGCCAAAUGAAUACCCGUGCUGAAGACAAUGAAUCAGGGAUUAAAGCACUUAAGCAGGGAGUCACAAUGUCUGAUAAACACACAUCUGCAGAGUCCUCAAAUGAAGCAAAUGCACUUCAGAAUCCUCCAAAUGGUGGUGAAGAUACAAAGAAGAUUAUUAGAUUGGCUGAUAUAGAAAAAUCUGACAAAAUCAGCAGAAGGAAAAUAAAAGCAUCUAGAUCUAAACAUAAAAACACAGAUGAUUCAGACAGCAUUACAUUUUCUGAAGUCACAGUGCCGGUCACUACUGAUACUUUACUGAAUGUGUCUUCAACCUGUAGUCAAUCAAAGAGUACAGAAAACAAUCUAACACACACUGUGCAGGAGACCUUGACUGCAAAAGAUGGACAGUUUAAGACAGUUAGCAUCUCACAUUGUAGAGGUGCACCUACCGAAGGCACAGACAGUUUGGUCUCAGGUGCAGUAGAAACUGCACAAUCAACACAUUGUGAGAAAUCAACGGCAACAGACGUGUCAUCAGUUGUGAGAAUAGAAACUAAAACACAGAUUUCUAACUUGAUCCUGGAUGUUGACUCCCCAGAGAUUUCUUCACACACACAGUGUGAAGCUCCUGAAAGCCCAAGAUCAGAUGAGUUUGCCCUUACAGAUUUCAGGAUUCAACAGAGGAGUUCUUCUGGCACUGAAAAACAUAAAAAACAAGAGCCUGAACAGAACUUGCUAGAAAAAGACUAUUUGAAAUCAAGUUUUUCUGUAAUACAGAAAGCUCUCCAGCCCAACAUCUCUGAAAUCACAGAGACUAUUGUCUAUGACAAUGAAAAAGACGAGCAGCAUGAAGACAUUAGUUCUGAAAUAUCAAGUCAAAUAAGUGUACUAAUGGUAGAAGGCAGUAAAUGUGGGUUUGUAGUACACAAGCAGGAUAAAACAAUGUCAGAGAGUCAUGGUGAGGCUGAUAAAAUCACAUUUGCAGAGCCCUCAAGUGAAGCAAACACACUUCAGAAACUUACAAAUAUUGCUAAAGGUAGGAAAAAGAUCAGUAAAUCAGCUCUUGCAGAGAAAUCAAACAAAACCACAAAUAGAAAUCAGAAGACAUCUAGAUCUGAACAUAAUAGUACAGCUGAUUCAGAAAGCCUUCAAACUUCUGAGAUCAUACUGCCAGACACUACUGAUACUUCACUGAAUGUGUCUUCAACCUGUAGUCAGUCAAAGACCACAAAGUCAGUGAGUUCAGAAGACAAACUCUCUGAGACUGUGGACACAGAGACUUUAAAUCUCCUGCAGACUGAAGCUAAGCUUGGACAAUUUGGUACUGUUGGAGUUGUUGAAUGUGCUCCUAUUGAAGCCACAGAGAGUGUGGUUUUAAAAACAGAAGACAGUGUACAGUCAAAACAUGCAGAGAAAUCAAUGCCAACAGAUGCUUCGCAAGUCAUGAGAGCUGAACAUAUUACACAGAUUCCUGCUGUCAUUGUAGAUGUCGAUUCACCACCAUUAUUAUUAUCAGGCAGUCAUCAGUCACUGUUGCAGGCACAAUGUACAGAUUCUAAAGGCUCAAGAGAAGACAUAAAUGCCUAUAAAGAUGCCAAAACUCAACAGAGGAGCUCUGCUGGCACAGAGAAACCUGAAGAACAAGAGCCUAAAGGUUUGCUUUUAGAGAAGUACAAUGUGAAAUCAAGUUGCUUAGUAAUACAUGAAGCUUUCCAUCCCAACACUUCUGAGAUCAUGGAGACUGACAUUGAAAAAUGUGAAAAAGUGAAGCAACAUGUAGUCACUGAUGCUGAAACAUCAAGUCAUAUGGAUGCCCGUGCUGAAGACAAUAGAUCAGGGAUUAAAACACUUCAGCAGGGAGUCACAAUGUCUGAGAAACAAACAUCUGGAGAGCCUUCAAAUGAAGCAAAUGCACAUCAGAAAUCUCCAAAUGUUGCUAAAUGUAGGAAAAAGAUCAAGAAAUCAGCUGAUGCAGAGAAAUCAGACAGUACCAGUAGUGUAAAGCUAACAUCCCAGCAUAAAAGGACAGCUGAUUCAGAAAGUCUUCAAACUUCUGAGAUCAUAGUGCCAGACACUACAGAUAUUUCAUUGAACGUGUUUUCAAGAUGCAGUCAGUUAAAGACCACAGAGUCACUAAGAUCAGAAAACAAACUCACAAAAGCUGGUAACACUGUGCAAGAAGAGACUUUAAAUCUCCUGCACACUGAGGCAAAGGAUGGUCAUUUUGCCACAGAUAUGGAUUCAGAAACAGCAGACAUUGUAGAGUCAAAACUCACUGAGAAAUCAAUGCCAGCAGUUGCUUCACCAGUCAUGAGAGCUGAACGCAUUACACAGAUUCCUGCUGUCAUUGUAGAUGUUGAUUCACCAACGUUAUUAUCAGACAGUCUUCAGUCACAGUUGCAAACACAAUGUACAGAUACUGAAGGCUCAAGAGCAGAUGUAUUUUCCCAUACAGAUGUCAAAACUCAACAGAGGAGCUCUGCUGGCACAGAGAAACCUGAAGAACAAGAGCCUGAAGGAUUGCUUUCAGAAAAGGACAAUGUGAAAUCACUUAGCUUUGUAAUGCAGGAAGCUCUUCAGCCCAACACUUCUGAGAUCAGGAAGACUGAUAUUGAAAAAGUGAAGCAUGUAGUCACUGAUGCUGAAACAUCAAGUCAUAUAGAUGCCCGUGCUGAAGACAAUAGACUAGGGAUUAAAACACUUAAGCAGGAAAUCACAAUUUCUGAGAUACAAACAUCUGCAGAGCCUUCAAAUGAAGCAAAUGUACAUCAGAAAACUCAAAAUGAUGGUAAAGGUAGGAAAAAGAUCAGGAAAUCAGCUGAUGCAGAAAAAUCAGACAAUAUCAGUACUAUAAAGCUGGUAUCCAGAUCUGAAAAUAAAAGCACAACUGAUUCAAAAAGUCUUCAAACUUCUGAGAUCAUACUGCCGGUCACUACUGAUACUUCACUGAAUGUGUCUUCAACCUGUAGUCAGUCAAGGACCACAAAGUCAGUGAUUUCAGAAGAAAAACUCACAGAAGCUUUGAACACUGUGCAAGAAGAGACUUUACAUCUCCUGCAAACUGAGGCAAGGGAUGGAUAUUUUGGGGCUGUUGGAGUUUCAGUGGUUGGAGGUGCUCAUGUUGAAGCCACAGAUAGUGUGGUUUUAGGAACAAGAGACAUUGUGCAGUCAAAACACACAGAGAAAUCAGCGCCAACAGAAGCUUCACCAGUCUUGAGAGCUGAAUGUAUUACACAAAUUCCUGCUGUCAUUGUAGAUGUCGAUUCACCAACAUUAUUAUCAGAGAGUUAUCAGUCACUGUUGCAUACACAAUGUACAGGUCCUAAAAGCUCAAAAACAGAAGAGUUUUCCUAUACAGAUGUCAGAAAUCAAUGGAGGAGCUCUGCUGGCACAGAGGGACCUGAAAAACAAAAGCCUGAAAGAUUGCUUUCAGAAAAUGACAAUGUGAACUCGAGUUGCUCUGAAAUAAAGGAAGCUCUCCAUCCCAAAACCUCUGAGAUCAGGGAGACUGGCAUUGAAAAAAGUGAAAAAGAGAAGCAUCAUGAAGUCACUGAUGCUGAAAGAUCAAGUCAUAUGGACACCUGUUCUGAAGACAAUGAAUCAGGGAUUAAAACACUUAAACAGGAUGUCACAAUGUCAGAGAAAUACACAUCUAGAGAGCCCUCAAAUGAAGCAAACACACUUCAGAAUCCUCAGAAUGUUGCUGAAGGCAGGAAAAAGAUCAAGAAAUUAGCUGAUGCAGAGAAAUCAGACAAUAUCAGUACUAUAAAACUAACAUCUAGAUCUGAACAUAAAAGCACAGCCGAUUUAGAAAGUCUUCAUACUUUUGAGUUUAUGGUGCCGGAAGCUACAGAUACUUCACUGAAUGUGUCUUCAACCUGUAGUCAGUCAAAGAGUACAGAAGACAAACUUACAGAAGCUGUGGACACUGUGCAGGAAGAAACUGUGAAUCUUCUGCAGACUGAGGUAAAACAUGAACAUGUUGAGACGAUUAGCUUCUGUGCUGUUGGAGCAGUGGGGGACAUGCAGUCAACAUUCACAGAGGACUCAGGAUCAAUGCUAACAGAUGCUCCGCCAGUUGUGAGAGCUGAAUGUAUUACACAGACUCCUACUGUCAUCCCAUCAGACUUACAGCUCAGUCAUGCUGAAGCCCAGAAGACAGGGGAUUCAGAUGGCAGUUCUCUUUCCCAGUCUGAAGAAAUGCAAAGAACCAAUGCAAAUCCAUCUGCCAGGAACAAAUCAACCCAAAAUAAAGGAUCAGAAGAAGAUGGUGAAGAUCAAACGAGGCCUUUGGAGCAACCCGCAGGGACAAAUAUAUGGACCACAUUAAUAAACGCCACCACUACUGUUCAGCCACUUCUGAUGAGCAGUCAAUGUUCUGAGGAAUCUUGGCCAAAGGCAAAUUCCUCGUUUCAGAACGCAUUGCUUUCUGAGCCUGACAGCAGUCUGGCAUGGACUGUCCUGCAUGUUUACAGAUGUCAGUACCGACCAGCCCAGCUCAACAUUGCACAUAUGACUCAUCAGCUGGAAGAAGCUGAGACCUGCCGUCAAUGUGUCAUGGAGCAGGUGGCUAGGCUUUCUCAUAAUGAAUGUAGUGUGGGACACCCUACAGACUCUGAGAAGGGCAUGGAUGCUAGAUGGAGCGCAGUACUGCUGGCUACCUCAACAAUGGCAGAGCUUAAAAAGGCACAGCUACAACAUAUUACACAGUACCACCAGCAAAAACAGGCUCUUAUGAUUACUCUAGACAAGCUAGAGGCUGAGCUCAGCACACUGACACUGGGUUGUAUUGAAAGCAGCACCCUGCAAGCAGAAAAGCUAAACGCAUUCCUGAAGAACAUGCAGAAGAAUAGAGGCAUGCUUGAGGAUCUUCUACAGACUUGCUCUCAGAUCUCAGCCCAUCUUGGUGAGGCAGAGGGACAUGUGGCCUGUAUUGAACCUGUCAGGACCUGUCAGGAAAGAUGGCAGACUCUAGAGCAGACCGCUUUCAGGAGUCUGUGGUGCGCUAACAUAUGCACAACAGAAGCUUCCGCACUCCUUCAAGAGUCCAGAGAGCUGCAGUUUGAAAUGGAGCUUCUUGUGAAGUCAGUUUCCUCUGGCCACCUCUCUCAAGGACAGAUUGAUUGGCAAAAUGCAAUACGGGACACCAUGAGAGCUGCAGAUCUGGCAGUGUUAACAGAGCGCUGCUUGUACCUGCAUGAGGUCUCUCAAGCUCUUUUUUCAAGUCCACUGGGAAAGAAAGAGAUCAGAGAUGUAGAAGACACAAUCCAGGCUCUGAAUUCUCAACUUGAACUGACUAAGGAGAAGAUUGGCUGCCAGACUCCAAAUAGCAGUGAUCAUUCAGCUGUAGUGAGGAUUAUUAGGGACUAUGUUACAUGGGCCAAACAAAUGGAAAGCAGAAUCAGCAGGAGAAGGAGGAUGUCUCUAUUUCCAGAAGAGGCAAGUCAUCAAGUCAACCACAUGAAGAAAUUGCAGUCUGAAACAUCUCUUAAGAGGUUUCAGUUGGCCUCUGUUUUGAAAGAAAUUAGAGAAGAGGUUACUGAGCUUGACGAGGAAGAGUCUAAAGCCAUGCUGUCCACCUUCGAUUCCUUGGAGGAGCUGUAUAAUAACACUGCAAAAAAGACUGAAUCUGCCCUUGAAGAAAUGAAUAGAACGUUGCUUAUUAGAGAUAGACUGUGGAAACAGAUCACAGACAGCAGCUCUUGGUUGACCUCAGUGUUGGAAAAAGAGUCUGGAAAGUCAGUGGCUUCUGAACCCAAAACUACCAUUCCAGAAUUGAGGGUUCAGCUUCAGGUAUGCACAGAGGCUUUGAAGGAUGCUGAGAGACAAGAAAAUAACUUGGAGACUCUAUUGGAUGAUUCCAAGACUAUGAAUAACGGUCUGAGUUUACACGAAAGCUUUCAGCUGAUUGACAGGCUUGCUGCCUUACAAGAAGAAGUCUCCAGGGUUGUGAACCGUAGGUUUGCCUCUCGCUGGGUGAUUGAAGAGCUCCUUCAUUCUCAGGAAUCUUCAGCUGAGGAACAGAACGUCAUUCAGAAAAGCUUAAGACAGAUAGGUGCUGAUAUCAUGAGACAGAAGUAUCCCGUAACAAGGGACUCCCUCUUGGCUCUUGAGUCUGUUAAACACAUGCUGAUGGAGCUCCUCUGCAAGGUGCCUGAAGUUCCACAUUGUCCAGAACCUCGAAGGAAAGAAAUGCUCAAUGCUAUUGUAGACCUUCAGAGAAAAAUACAUCUGCUGGAGCUGCAAGCCAAAGAGCAUGAAGAGUACCUUACUUUAAAGCAGCAGUUGGAGAACUCCAGAGAAGUGAUGAAGAAGAGUUUGUCCCAAAUUGUUGACUCAAGUUUAAGAGAUGAUGUAAGGGUUGGUUUCUGUCAGGAUGUCCUGGCGAAGCUUCCUCUGGUCAGAAUGGCAUGUCAAGAGACAGCAGACAAAAUAGAGGCCAUUUCAAAAGAUCUUUAUCCAUCCCAGCUGACAGCCGAAAGGCAAAAGAUCCGUCUGGUUGUUGAGCAGCUAGCUUCUUGGGAGGUAACAUUCAAACAGGAGGCUAAAAUCCUCGAGUGCUCUGUAGCGGAGCGAUUUGGCAGUCCCACUGACCUUAGUCCACCCAUUCAGCUCUUCAAUAGUGUCAGACAGAGGUUGAAGAAGACCAUCUGCCUGAGGCCAGAUAAGAAGACCAUUGAUGCAGAACUACAAAACCACUGGAUGGUGAUCCAGACCAUUGAGUCGGUGCUACGAAUGUUGGAGAGCAGCAGGAAAGGAAAAGAGAACGAAAGCUACAAGACAACAAUUGAUCUUGGAAAGAAAACUCUUAGGGAUUGCAGUAUUUAUAUGGACAAGCUGCUCCAAGCUCAGGAGGCAUUAAAGCACUACCACUGGGCUGUUCAGGGUGCAGAGAGCUUCCUUCAGCAGAUCAAAUCCAGUUUAAUGAUCUCCUCCACUGGCUUUAAAAAUGACCGAGAGGAGCUCCGCUAUAUUCAACAGAUCUUCAGCUCUCUUGCUGAGGGUUUCCAGGCCCGUUUGUCAGAAAUUGGUGCUUGCGUGCCCCAGCAAACAUGCCUCUCCAUCCCUCUCACUGAGCAGCUUCAUAUAGAGGUUUUGAGUUGCUUUUUAGUACAAGAUGCCAAAUUAGAAGCUCAGGCUCAAUUCCAACUGGAGGCCUUACAGAGGCGCAUGAGAGACCAAACCGUACACUUGAGUCAUCAUGAAGAAAUGAGCCAGCUUCUCAAAAAUGCUGAUUCUCAAAUCUCUAAAUGCUUCAGUCACAAACCCACUGAUCCUGAAUCAUGCCAAGUACAUCAGCUGAAAGUGAAGGUGCUCCAGACAGAACUAAAGAAACUGGCAGAAAGUCUAGAGGAACUGAGGGAACAUUGUCCUGGUAGUCGUUGCAGUGCACCUGUGGAUCUGAUGCUGGGACAUCUGUGGAGGUGUUGGGCUGUGAUGAAGAACAGAGUGGAAGCACUUAAAGCCAGCACAUCCCAUAAAGAAGCAGAGUGGAGAGAUUUCAUGAUUCGGCUUAAUAAGUCAAAAGAAGGUCUUCACAGACUUCAGACUGAUCUCCCAGACUCAUCUCCGCUGACGGGAUCACUUGUGGAUCUUCAGGGUUUUUUGAGCCUCACUGAUCACCUUCAGGACGGGAUUGAACAGGAACAUCAAACUCUGGCAUCACUACAACACCAUGUGACUCGACUGCUCGGGGUUACAAAUCUGCAGCAGUUGAAAGAAUCUCCUCAAAUCUGUCAGGACCUGCAGUCUUUAUUGGGUCACUGCAGAAGUCUAAGAGAUCAGAGCAAUAGCAUCCGCAGAGAGCUGCUGUUUGAAAUGCAGGAGUUUGGUCGCGUGCAGGAGGAGAUGAGCUCCAUUCAGCAGAAUAUUCUCUCUCUUUUGACUGUUUUACAGUCCGAAUCAGCUGCCGAACACCUACAGGAAGUCAAAGUGGAACUGGUGUCACAAAAGGCUCGACUGCAAGAUGUGAUGGAGCGAGUGAUGAAGAGAUGGAGAUCUGUGCCCUCGGAGAUUCACAUCUUACAGAAUGAGCUCAAUGCCUCACUGCAGGAGGCAAAGGACAAAUUGGCCAUGGUCAUGGAGAAAAGUGGUCCUCUCCGUAAAAUGGGAGAGCAGAUUGGAGAAGUGACGGUGGGCUUGUUAUGUGUUCAGGGUCUGCUGAAGCAAACAAGUCCUAAUUUUUCUGAGGCUGAACGUACACAAAAGCGAAUAUGGGAUGAGCUGGACCAGUGGCACACUCGGAUAGCUGAGUUAGAGGGCGAAGUUCAGGAUCUGGCAGAACAGCAGCCUGAGAGAGCACACAUCCUCAUGGACCAGCUCACACAGCCUCUGCAGCUCUACCAGACCACAGCCAAACAGGCAGAGCACAGGACAGCCCUCAUCAGCAAAAUCCCGGCCUGUCUGCAGGACUAUGAGGCUUUACUCAGUAGCACCAACUGCUGGUUGAAGGAGGCUGAGCCCUGGCUGCUCACACCUAGAACCUACACCACUGCCAAAUGCAUCCACGGACACGCCAACUCACUUAAAAUGAUGUUAGACGAAUCAGAGGGCUACAGGGCAGCUCUGGAGACGUUCAUGCCUUCCCUUCAGGAAAUCAGUCCAGUGUUUGACAUCUCCCCUCAAAAACAGCUGCUCCACCUGGGGAUGCAAAACAUCACACUCAUGCAGCAAAGCGUUCUGGAGCCUCUCUCUCACCUUCAGCACCUUGCAGCUGAGAUGGAUGCCAUUGAAGCAGAGGUGAAGACGAUGGAGAAAAAUGUAACUAAAAUCAGAACAAUUCUUUCAGCCUCUGACACACAAAACAUCUCUCCCGAGGAGCAUCUGGAAAACAUACAGGUCAUUCUGGAUAAUGUCCAGUCCAUGAAGAGGACCAUUGAUGAGAUCGAGAGCUGCAGGCCAGGUCUGGGUCUUCCAGCAGGGGCAGAGCAAACUCUCACAGUCUUCAGUCGCUCUCAAGAGCUCCUGCAACCCAUCCAAGAGCUCCAGCAGCUCAGUGUGCAGCACAGCGCAGCACUAACGGCCUCUAUUGGACAGCCAGCUGAAUUGAUUCUCCCUUCAGACCAACCCUCAGAAGUGCCGAUGCCACAGCUUUAUUCUGAAGAUGUGAAGCAGAUGUCUGUGGACGGGCUUUACACUGAGGAGGAAGAUGAAGACAGUCGGUCUUCAUCCUCAGGAACUCUCACAUGCAGUGUUCCAGAGGACCCAGAUGAAACAAUGGUGGAUGAAGAUAUUAAGUCAGAAUCAGCUCCAGCUUUAACAGAGUAUGACUUUAAGGAACCAACUACUGAAAUAAAAAAAGAUUUUGUGACGAUCGAGCAUGAAUCACAGGACACAGAAUAUUGUUUACUGGAGUCUUCAGAAUCCUCUGAAAAAGACAGCAAACCAGAGACUGAAGAGACAAAUUGUCUGUCUGCACUAACAUCGCAACACUUACAAGAAUUUACAAAUAAUAACAGUCUGAAACCUGAUGCCACAAAAAUAGCUGAGAAAAAUCUAAACGAAUACACAGAAACCGAGAUGCCUGAUACAGAAUCAGCCAAGCCAGGUAAAGACUCAGGAACCAAGAUGCCUGAUACAGAAUCAGCCAAGCCAGGUAAAGACUCAGGAACAAAGAUGCCUGAUACAGAAUCAUCCAAGCCAGGUAUAAACUUAGAAACUGAGAUGUCUGAUACAGAAUCAGCCAAGCCAGGUAUUGAUUCAAAAAUCACCAAGUUACAAAGUGAAGAAGAUCUUCAAAAGAUGUCUGAAUCUGGGGAUGAGAAAGAAGAACCUAUGAAUGGUGAAAUGAGCACAAGAAAUUCAAUUAAAACUACAGUUCAUAAUGAAGGUUUAAUUUCAAAGACACUCGACACUGACCCAAUAAAUGUUACUGAUGGCGAUCAGACCCAGACAGAGGCAAAACCUCCAGACGCUAAUGCUUCUCUUGGCAUCACAGAAUCUGUUUCACAGGAAGAUGCAAUGCUGGAUUUACAGAUAGAUGUGAAUGAGACAGCCGUUUACCAGAGCAGCACCCCAUCUCAGGAACACACACUUCAUCAGACAACAGCCGUCAGCAAGUCUGAAGAUCAGGAGAGUUUGGUCCAGCUUCUCUCCUCAUUGAAGGAAACAUCACAGGAUAUCAGUUCUUCUGAGACUAGACAGCAUCCGUUGGAUGUUCCUGUGUCACUGCUGAAUGCCACUCAGACUCAAGACGCAACCAAACUCCUCAAGGAUUUCUCAAGCACCAAGAAUGUGCAGGGCGGCACCUGGAUGUUAGUUAUUGACCAAAAGAAAACAGCGGGACAAAAUACCGAGGAGAUUCAGAGAUGCUGUGAAGCUCUUUUGAAAGGUCUGCAGGGUCUGCUAGAUUUGGGCUCUGAUCGGCUCCUGCGCAGUCAGGAUGAAGUGCCACACAACUACAGCCAACUGCACAAUCUACUUGCUGGACACAAGAAAUACUUCCAAGAUAUGCAGCAGAAUCUUGUGAUGGUAAAGCUGCUAUUCCAAAAGCUGCCAGAAGGGGCAGUGCAGGGCCAAGCAGAAGUUGAGGACCUGAUAUCGGAUCUACUGCAUCGAGCACAAAGACAAGGCAUCCAAAUGCAGCAAAGCUCAGAGAAGUGGUCUCAGUAUGAGGAGGUCUCUCACAGACUGCACAGCCGGUUGGAUGAGCUGGAGACAGACAUGUCCAGUCUCAAUGUAGAGCCGAAGGGAGACCUGCAAGGUCAGCUGCGGUCCUAUGAGAAGCUGCACAAGAUCCUGGAAGACACAUGUUCUCAGGUUUGGGAGACUGAAGACUGCCUCAGGUCUCUACAGAAACAAGGUUACUGUUGUGAACGGAAAUUCCAGACUGUCUCAAAAUCCCCACUGUUGAUGCACUGGAAACAUCUUCAUAAUCAGCUACAGCAGAAGAUACAGUCUACACAGAAAAUCAGAAUGAAUUAUGAGAGGUUUCAGCGUGACUCAACAGAACUAGAGGAGUGGAUGAGAUGUGCUCAUGAACAGCUUCAGAAGUGGAAGAGUUUCUCUGGUUCAGAUACGCCGGAGUCCAGAAUGGCUUUUACCCAGCUCAUGGAGUUCUUCAAGGAUCUGGAGGUUCGUUCUGCACAGAAAGUGUCAGCAGAAUCCACAGGCACACAGAUCCUUCAGCUAACAAACAGUGAAGCCCCAGAUCUGCGGACACGACUGGCUAACCUCCAGGAGGAAUGGACAAAACUGACCAGCGUGCUGCCCGCUCUUCAACAGACACAGCAAGAACUGUUGGAAGGCCAGUCAGACAGUCAGAUCUUGGCUGAUUUGUCUUCCUGGCUGCAGCAUAUAGAGAGGCGGCUGGAGGAUGAAAGCUCGGGGGUUCAUUGUGCCCUGGAUUCAUCAGAGCUGUCUAGACAUUUACAAGCUUUAAAGCAUGUUAAGGCUGAAAUAACCAAUCAGCAGCCAUGUGUUAACUUUCUGAACCACCGAUGCAUGAAAGGGGCAGAGUCAAUGAAUGAAUCCACCAAUCGCAGUGAGCGUAUCCUCUUAGCUGAGCAACUUGGAGCUUUCAAUCUAAGAUGGCUUCUUCUACAGGCUAAGAUUGGCUGUGUGAUACAUGAUGUGGAGGACCAAUGGCAAGCCUGUGGAGACAGAGAAAAGCUAUUGCGCUGUAUACACAGCUGGAUUUCUCAGCAUAUGGAAUGGGUGAAGAACAGCUGGAGACCAGGGAGCUGCUCACAGAUUGAGCAAACAUUACAAGAGUGCGAGGGCACAGAGAAGCGGCUGCAGGUGAAGUCCAUUGAGCUGAAGGGCUUGGAAGCUCUUCAUCUGUUCAAACAGCAGGACAGAGAACAUCCUGGAGAUCAAGCAUUCUCCAGGCAGCUCAAUUCAGCCAUAGAGGACUGCCAAACUUUGAGCCAACAGAUAAAUGCUCUCAGGUCAGAUUUGCAGCCAAUCAAGGAUGAGUGGGUACGCGUUGAAUCUAAAAUGAGUGCAGCAGAACUGCAAACAACCGGGGUGAUCUACAGACUGGAGCUCUGCAGAGUCCCAGUGUUCUCAUCUGAGCAGAGCCGAAGUCACGUGGAACAAAUACAAGAGCUUAAAAGGGAACUAAAUCAACCAGACAUCUGGACAUGCUCAACUGAGGUGCUCUCUAACUUGAAAGAAAAAAUCAAGCCCUUUGCAUUUAAACUUCUGUCUGAUCGCCUUGAGAAGGAGAGAAUCCGACGUCAUACAGUAACUGAAGACGUUUGUGAAGAUUUGCUAAAAGCCCAGAAUGCAUUGCAGCUCUGGCUGGGAUAUGAGCAUCUCACAGAAGAGUGUCGUGUUCUUUUGAAUCAGCAUUGGGAGAGACUUGGAGAGCUUAUGAAUUCAUCAGAUAGAGAAGAAAACACUGUAGAAAUGCUCAUCAGCAGGAUGCAGUACAUUAGUGCUCUGGAAAAAGACCUGACAACCUUGCAAAGCAAUGUGGGUAAAGUCAUGGAGGCCUCAAAGCUUCUCAUCGGUCAGAUGCAACCCCAGUCAGCCCCCCUAAUCAAAUCAGAAACCAGGCUGCUGUCACGUGACCAUGUGCAUCUUGGCAGGGUGCUUUCUGAGAUCAGGAUUCAAGUACAGGAGGAGCUGGAGGAGCAGCGGCACUUCAGCACUGAGCUAAAAUCCAUCGAGAAGCAAGUAAAGAACUUUGAAAGCAUUAUGAGCUCCUCCACUACAAGCAUGGAGAGACUGAAGAUGGUUCUGUUAGAUCUGAGUGGGCUGAACCCUAACCUUGCUGCUCUGAAUCAAAGGAGCCUCAGAUGCUCUUUAAGUUCUGCAGAGGAAGAGAGGUUGCAGACCCUUAACACGCAGUGGGGUCAGGUGUUCUCUCAGGCUACAGAAAGACACAGGAAGAUGUAUGGAGAGCUGCUGCGUGAUCAGAACUUCCAGCAGAAGUGCCAGUGCUGGAUGGAGCUCCUGGACAAAAUGGAGACUGAUUUAGCCAAUCCGACACCUGGAAACUGUUCUUCUGUAAGAGAUCUUCUUGCUGCACAUCAGAGGCUGAAAGUGGAGUUCCUCAUCGGCCAGCCGCUACAGGAUGCCAUAAUCAAUGAGGCUUUACACUUCCUGGAAAGCAGUCAGAAUGAAGACAGGAGUUCACUUCUCUUGAGACUGACCCAGCUGAAGACACGCUGGCAGGAGACCCAGCAGAGGCUGCAUCAACAUGAGACACGUUUGGAGGAGCUGAUGGGACAGUGGCAGCUAUAUGAAGCCGGUACAAGGAAACUUUCAAGAUUAUUUAGACACAUGGAAGAACUUCUCUCUCCAGCAGGCCUGGCACCAUGCAGCCUACAGCAACUCCAGCACUCUAUAAAAGACUUUGAGUGGACUGAGGAACAGCUUCAGCUUCAUGAAGGCCUCUACAGGCAGACUGUGAAGGCUGGAGGACAGAUUAUUCCUAUAGUAGAUACGCAGAUGCAGAAGAGCCUGAAAACGCAACUGGAUGCCCUUAAGGAUACAUGGGAGCCAAACAGUGACCUUGUGCAGAAAAGAAAGGCCCUUGCAUACACCAUAACUCAGAACUGGAAGCUCUGUGUCACUGGAUUGGUUGAUAGUGCUCUUAAACUGGAUGAGAUAAAAGCAAGAUUGAAGAGUCCGCUGCCCGAGAAAAUAGAAGAUCUGAAGAAACAUGAACAGCUGACUAAGGAGGACGAGGACUUGCUGCAGAUUUGGAUUGUAGGACUGAAAGAGUUGAGCACCAUGAAGGCAGACGUGUCCCAGUAUGUGCUGCCCACGGACACUGCACUGCUGCAAGGACAGGUGGAGGAACUUCACUGCCAGUGGGAAGAGCUAUGCUUGAAGGUGUCACUUCGUAAACAGGAAAUCGCUGACCGACUGAACGCCUGGAUCAUCUUCAAUGAUAAAAACAAGGAGCUUUGUGAUUGGCUGACGCAGAUGGAAAAGAAGGUGGCACACAGAGGCGAAAACCUUAGCAUUGAGGAAAUGGUGGAGAAACUUAAAAAGGACUGCAUGGAGGAGAUUAACCUCUUCAGCGAGAACAAAAGCCACCUCAAACAACUCGGCGAGCAGCUCCUGUUGGCCAGCGACAAAGCAAAGGAGACUGAGAUCCAUGGAGCCCUGCGAGAUGUCAAUGACCGAUGGCAGCAACUGUUUGAUCACAUCGAGGGCCGGGGGAAGAAGCUGACCGAGACUUUGGUGACAGUACAACAGUUGGAUAAGAACAUGAAUAACCUUCGCUCUUGGCUCACGCGCAUUGAGGCUGAGCUAUCCAAACCAGUUCACUACAGUAUCUGCCAUAGAGAAGAGAUUCAGAAGAGACUGGCAGAGCAACAGGAUCUGCAGCGUGACAUUGAGCAGCACACGGAGAGGGUGGCGUCUGUGCUCACGCUGUGUGAUGUGCUUCUCCAUGAUGAAGAUGCCUGCAGCAGUGAUGGAGAGAAUGACUCCAUCCAGCAGACCACACAGCGCCUGGACCAGCGCUGGAGAAAUAUCUGCUCCAUGUCUCUGGAGAGGAGACUGAGGAUUGAGGAGACGUGGAGACUGUGGUGUAAGUUUCAGGAGGAUUACUCUUGUUUUGAGGACUGGCUGAACGCUGCGGAACGCACUGCUGCUGAACCCAAUUCAUCAGAUGUCUCAUACACUGAUGCCAAAGAGGAACUUCACAAAUAUGAGGUUUUCCAGAUGCGGGUACAUGAGAGCCUGACUCAGUUGGAGAUCAUUAAUAACCAGUACAGGCGACUGGCGUGGGAGAAUCGCACUGAUGCCGCCAGCAGACUCAGAGCCAUGGUGCAUCAGGGUAACCAGCGCUGGGAUGCACUUCAGAGGAGAGUGGCUGCAAUAUUGCGGAGACUAAGACAUUUCACAGGCCAGAGGGAAGAGUUUGAGGGAACCCGUGAGAGCCUCCUCGUCUGGCUGACUGAGAUUGAACUUCAGCUCACUGACAUGGAGCACUUCUCAGAAAGCCAUCAUCAAGACAGGAUGAAACAGCUGAAGAGUUUCAAGAAGGAAAUCACUCUGAACACCAACAAGAUCGAUGCUCUGAUUGUGUUUGGUGAGGGUUUGAUUCAAAGAAGUGCUCCUUUAGAUGCUGUAGUGAUAGAAGAUGAGUUGGAGGAGCUACACACAUACUGCCAAGAGGUGUUCGGCAGAGUGGCCCGAUUUCACCAGCGCCUCACCAGCCUACGCCCGUUGCAGGAGCAUCCAGACGUGUAUGAUGGCGAGCGGUCGAGAGAGACACAGAGUCCUCCUUCCUCUAGUCAGCCCUCCAUGUGCUUGUUAUCUCCACCUCAGGAGCGUUCAGGACGUGAAACCCCCGUCAGUGUAGACUCCAUUCCUCUGGAGUGGGACCACACUGGGGAUGUCGGCGGCUCUUCAUCACAUGAUGAGGAGGAGGAGGAUGCUGCCUUCUUCUCAGCCCUGUCAGGACAGAAUUGGCACUUCCAAAACAUGCCUGAAAGGAAAUCCUUCCAGCUGGAGUCAUCCUCACCUACACACACCAGCACUCCCUUUAAACAAGGCUAUGUCCAGCUGAUGUCUGAAUGCAGCGGCAGCAUCAAGAGUGUGAAGAGGGUUUCUAUGAUCCUGGAUGAUGAAGAACAGCAGGAGGAACAAGGACUCACUGGCCUCAACACUGCAGACAAACAGUCAGGAGUGAUUGAGCGCUGGGAGCUGCUGCAGGCUCAAGCAGUGAGCAAAGAGCAGUGCAGAACCAGAGACCCCCAGCAGCUGACUUCAGACCUGCAUGACAUCACUUCCUGGCUGGAUUGCAUCACUCUUGAGCUGGACAUGCUGCAGAGGCCUGAGACAUCAGCCAGUGUGGAGGUCUUAGAGGAGAGGGUCAAACAACUAAAAGAAAUGCAGAAGACUUUUGCUCGCUACAAGACCAUGAUGCUGUCUCUCAACCUGUGUGGCCGAGAGCUGCAGCAAGAGGCCUCUGGGGGAGCACCUGAGCUUCAGGAGGGUCUGCACAGCAUGAAUCAACGCUGGACGGAGGCUUGUGCUGGUCUCGAGCGGUGGGAGGACAGCCUACGUAACACCCUUGUGCGCUGUCAGGAGUUUCACGAGAUGGUUCACUCUCUCCUGCUAUGGCUGGCCCAUGCAGAGAGCCGACGCUACGCUGUCAACAUGAACGAUGCCUCUGUGCAGCUGUCCACGCUUCAGGAACACACACAAACACUAAAGGAUCUGGCGGUGGAUCUUCAGGGCAGGCAGAAGCAGGUGAACUCUCUGCAGGACAUCGCCUCUGAACUGCUCCCGGAGGCUGGAGGAGAGGACAGUACCGAAGCCAAAGAGAAACUCCACGUCAUCGGAAGCAAACUACGACUGCUGUCGCGUCAGGUCGAGCAGGACCUCCAGACCAUCCAGGAGAGACUGGGGUCCACAACUGAUGCUUCAGGAGACCAGAAAUCCCCUGAGUGCUCUCGGUGGAAUGGUGAGCCGUCUCCUCAGCGCUCGUUCUUCUACCGUGUGUUGCGAGCCGCUUUCCCUCUUCAUCUGCUGUUCCUCCUGCUGCUGGUUCUGGCCUGUCUGGUCCCGCUCUCCGAGGACGACUACAGCUGCACUCUCUCCAAUAACUUUGCUCGCUCUUUCCACCCCAUGUUACGGUACACCAACGGCCCUCCUCCAACAUGAGUCCCUCAUUAUCCCAGGCGGACUCAAACAUGCACCUCACUUUUGUCCAAGCAAUAUUUUAACAGAUGUAUUUAUACGAUCGAUUUUAUACUAUUUAUUCCCCUCUAUGAGAGCCAUACUACUGAGAAUUUGUUGUUAACGUUACAUUGUGAUCAAAAUUUCCUUCGUCUCGUCACAAAAGUCAAUCAUUUAAUGAGCAUGAAUGUAUUUUGAACUUAUUAUUAAUAUUAUUAUUAUGUUUUAUUAGAUUUAUGCUCUGAUUAAAGAUUAAAAGAGUUUGGAAAAUACUGUACUAUAACUUUGGGAUUAUGUUGUCCCAUUUUUACAUUUUCUACACUAUGAAAGCCCCCAAAAACAAUGCUAAAUACACAUUUAAAACAUUUUAAUUCACCCAAGUGUAAAUAACACAUUGUUACAUAUGCGUUGCAAAGUCGAACACAAAGACGUGUGUACAGAAAGUCAACUUUGAAAACAUUUUACAAAUUAAACGUAUGUUUUGUGUUUAAAAAUAAACAUUGUCUUCUUCAACUAAA